Prunus persica (peach) is the source of this 1586-nucleotide messenger RNA. Its product is annotated as AT-hook motif nuclear-localized protein 28. The record is from RefSeq and is a predicted model, not a curated record. Gene Ontology annotation, molecular function: minor groove of adenine-thymine-rich DNA binding; DNA-binding transcription factor activity. The transcript has a single exon. NCBI's taxonomy places the organism in Eukaryota, Viridiplantae, Streptophyta, Magnoliopsida, Rosales, Rosaceae. Bases 481 to 1425 code for a protein of 314 amino acids. Gene Ontology annotation, cellular component: nucleus.
AGGAAAGGAUGAGAUUGUAAAAAUUAAUUACUUAUUACCUUUUAUUUUGUUUUGCUAUAUCAAUUUCGUGGACAGUACAAAGAAUUCAAAAGAAACCCUUCUUCAGUCUUUUAUUCUAAUUAAGGGACAAAAAAGAAAAGUUGCUGUCUUAACAAAAAAUAGAAAAAGAAAAUACCACAUAAAACAAAAAGAUUUAAACAGAAGAUUUGGGCCCCACCUGAAUACGGGUCCCCCAGUCGAAAUGUACAAUGUACUUAGUGAGGAGCCCUAGCUUGUUUACCAGUAAAAAACCAGAACAUACAUACGUCCAUCACCAUUUCUCUGACCAACCAAACUCUCUCUCCCCUCCUCUUUCUCUGGGCCCUCCUUCUCCGUCCAUUAAACCUCAGCACAGAGAGAGCAACUGACUAUAUAUAAAACAACCCAAAACAAAACACUCGUUUGCUGUUUUGUGUUUUUCUCUCGAGUUUGAAAACAACAAUGGCGGCAGACUAUGGUGGAGGUGUUCGUGCAAUUUCUCUCUCGCAAGGCGGCAGAAACUCCGACGACGACGACGGCUCCUCCCAGCAUAGCCCCCGGAGCGCGAGUGGGGGCGUCGUCGUUGUGGGAGGCGGCUCUUCCUCGUCCAAGUCAAAGUUUGUGUCACCGUCAGGUGAGAUUAUCAUGUCGAAGAAGCCGAGAGGAAGGCCGCCGGGUUCGAAGAACAAGCCCAAGCCCCCCAUAGUCAUCACCAAAAACUCCGAGGCCGCCAUGAAGCCCGUCGUCCUCGAGAUCUCCGCUGGCUCUGACGUCAUCGAAGCCAUCAUCCAGUACGCCCGAAGGCGCCACGUGGGCAUCAGCGUCUUGAGCGGUUCGGGGGCGGUCUCCAACGUUACCCUUGUACACCCAGCUGGGCCACACCACCACCCCAGCGCACCCUCUCUGCUGUCUCUUCUUCACGGGCCCUUCAACCUCCUCUCCCUCUCCGGCUCCUUCAUGGACGCCGUCCCAGCAACAGCCACGUGCCCUUCCUCGGCUUCCUCGAAGGUGGCCACGUCAGCUGGGGGCUGUUCUUCGCCGGGUAGCGGGUCGUUUGGGAUAUGCCUGGCUGGGGCGCAGGGGCAGGUGUUUGGAGGGAUUGUCGGAGGGAAGGUGGUGGCGGCGAGCGCUGUGGUGGUUGUGGGUGCCACCUUUGUGAAUCCGACGGUGCUGAGGCUGCCUCUGCCUGGUGAUGAUCACGAUGAUCAUGAAAAUGGUGUUGAGGGUGGGGCUCCUGCUGCUGAGUAUGAAGCUCAGGAGACGAAGCCUGGCGUUAAUGUUGAGAGUCAUUGUAGUGUUUACGGCGGCGGCGGCGGCGUUGCGAGCUCGACGCCUAUGAAUUGCCAGAUCACAAGUGUUCCUGAUCAAGUCAUGCCUUGGGGUCCUCCCUCUCGCCCUCCUUACUAAUUACUAGUUAUAUUAUUUUGGCUUUGCCUUUGGGGAUGAAGCAACAAAAUUAUAUUAAUUGCAGCUACCAUUUUCUCUUGCUUUCAUUCAUCUGAUCCUGUUUUAACCAACGUAGCUUAAUUAAGCUAAGCUGUAUGAUUAAUUAUUAAUCUCUGUUUUAA